Messenger RNA from Chilo suppressalis (striped riceborer), 312 nucleotides. The record is from the annotation of a GenBank genome assembly. NCBI's taxonomy places the organism in Eukaryota, Metazoa, Arthropoda, Insecta, Lepidoptera, Crambidae.
AUGUCCAACGCAGUAAAACGACUAGUUCCUUUGCUCGAUCGCGUUCUUAUCAAACGAGCUGAGGCGCUAACGAAAACGGCAGGGGGCAUCGUGAUUCCAGAAAAAGCACAGUCUAAAGUUCUUCAUGGCGAAGUAGUUGCAGUGGGAACUGGCUCCAGAAAGGAAAACGGAGAGUUCAUUCCAGUCUUAGUAAAGGUCGGUGAUAAAGUUCUGCUUCCCGAAUACGGCGGCACCAAAGUUAGUCUAGAAAACGACGAGAAGGAAUACCAUCUCUUCAAAGAAUCUGACAUACUGGCGAAGAUUGAAAACUAG